CGCGGGGCGCGCUGUGCGCCAGGCGGAUGUCCGGGCCGGCCGGGCCGGAGCUGGGGAAGGAGAUGGCGGAAGGCGGAGGCUGCGGGCAGCGGCCGGACGCGGAGACCCAGAAAUCUGAGCUCGGAACUUUGAUGAGGACGGCGCUUCAGCGAGGGGCACAGUGGUAUCUGAUUGACAGCCGGUGGUUCAAGCAGUGGAAGAAAUAUGUGGGCUUUGAUAGCUGGGAUAUGUACAAUGUGGGUGAAAACAACCUGUUUCCUGGCCCAAUAGAUAACUCCGGACUUUUUUCAGAUCCUGAAAGUCAGACCUUAAAGGAACAUUUAAUUGAUGAACUAGACUAUGUAUUGGUUCCUACUGAAGCCUGGAAUAAAUUAGUGAAUUGGUAUGGCUGUGUAGAAGGGCAGCAGCCUAUAGUCAGAAAAGUUGUGGAACACGGCCUGUUUGUCAAACACUGCAAGGUAGAGGUUUAUUUGCUGGAACUGAAGCUCUGUGAAAACAGCGACCCCAACAAUAUGCUGAGUUGCCAUUUCAGCAAAGCAGAUACCAUAGCAACCAUUGAGAAGGAAAUGCGGAAACUAUUUAACAUUCCUGAUGAGAGGGAAACAAGGUUGUGGAACAAGUAUAUGAGUAAUACAUACGAGCAGCUCAGCAAGCCAGACAACACUGUGCAAGAUGCUGGUUUAUACCAGGGGCAGAUACUAGUCAUUGAGCCCCAAAAUGAAGAUGGCACAUGGCCUAGACAGACACUUCAGUCCAAAUCAAGCACUAGCAGAGCUUUUACUACCUCUCCAAAAUCAUCAGCAAGCUCCUAUUCCUCCAUGUCUGCUUCUCCCAUUACAAAUGGUGACAGUGCUAACUCUUCUGGCGUGCACAGCUCCGGUCUCAGCAGGGGAGGUUCUGGCUUCUCCAAUUCUUAUAGUUGCCGAGAGUCUCAAUCUCACACUCAGCCUGGGCUUUGUGGACUUGGAAACCUGGGGAACACCUGCUUCAUGAAUUCUGCUUUGCAGUGCUUGAGUAACACUGCACCAUUGACUGAAUACUUUCUGAAAGAUGAAUACGAGGCUGAAAUCAACCGAGAUAAUCCUCUGGGCAUGAAAGGGGAAAUUGCUGAGGCCUAUGCUGAACUCAUCAAACAGAUGUGGUCUGGGAGGAACACCCAUGUGGCCCCUCGGAUGUUCAAAACCCAGGUUGGUCGUUUUGCCCCUCAGUUUUCAGGUUACCAGCAGCAGGAUUCUCAAGAGUUAUUGGCCUUUCUUCUGGAUGGAUUACAUGAGGAUCUGAACCGUGUGAAGAAAAAACCAUACUUGGAGCUAAAGGAUGCCAAUGGCCGGCCUGACUUGGUGGUAGCAAAGGAAGCAUGGGAGAAUCACAGGUUAAGGAAUGAUUCUGUGAUAGUGGACACUUUCCAUGGUCUUUUCAAAUCCACAUUGGUCUGCCCAGAAUGUUCUAAAAUUUCUGUGACUUUUGACCCAUUCUGUUAUUUAACUCUUCCCUUGCCCCUGAAGAAAGAUCGCACUAUGGAGGUAUUCUUGGUUUCUGCAGAUCCACAGUGUAGACCAACUCAGUAUCGAGUGACCGUACCAAUGAUGGGGGCUGUGUCUGACCUGUGUGAGGCUCUCUCAAAGCUCUCUGGUAUUGCUGCUGAAAACAUGGUGGUCACAGAUGUGUAUAAUCACCGGUUCCACAAAAUUUUCCAAAUGGAUGAAGGUUUAAAUCAUAUUAUGACCCGGGAUGACAUCUUUGUGUAUGAAGUCUGCAAUACAACAGAUGAUGGAUCAGAAUGUGUCACUUUUCCAGUUUACUUCAGAGAGAGGAAAGUCAGGCAGACAAGCACAUCUUCUGGGACUGUUCUGUAUGGACAACCAUUGUUAAUCUCUGUCCCAAAGCACAAAUUAACUCUUGACUACUUGUACCAGGUUAUCUGUGAGCGUAUCAGCCGCUACAUAAAAUAUCCUUUACCAGAUGACUCUCCUAGACCUCACCUGGACAGUGCUACCUGCAAUGGUUCCAAUGGCAUUUGUGAAGGAGAAGAAGAAAUGGAACACCAAGACGAAAGCAAAGGACAAGUUACAGAAACAGAGACCUGUGCAUCAGAAGAUUGUGUGGAACAUGAAUUGGGAAAUGAGUCCUGUCAGAAUGUGCCAAAGAGAGUCAGAGGCCAGCACUGCAAGAAAAGGCUUUUUACCUUCAGCCUGGUGAAUUCCUAUGGCACCACUGACAUCAAUUCUCUUGCAGCAGAUGGGAAACUCCUCAAACUGAACUCUCGUUCCACAGUUGCUGUUGAUUGGGACACCGAAACCCGGUGUCUUCACUAUGAUGAACAAGAAUCAGAGGCUUAUGAUAAACACAGCAGUAUGCUCCAGCCCCAGAAGAAGAAGAAAACCACAGUGGCCCUCCGAGAUUGCAUAGAGCUCUUCACUACCAUGGAAACCCUUGGGGAGCAUGAUCCUUGGUACUGUCCUAACUGUAAGAAACAUCAGCAGGCCACAAAGAAAUUUGACUUGUGGUCCUUGCCAAAAAUAUUGGUGGUUCAUCUCAAACGAUUUUCAUACAACAGAUACUGGAGGGAUAAACUUGACACAGUCGUUGAAUUUCCAAUAAGAGACUUGCAUAUGUCUGAAUUUGUCUGUGACCCGGCAGCUGGCCCUUAUGUCUAUGACCUUAUUGCAGUAUCCAAUCAUUAUGGAGCCAUGGGUGUGGGCCACUAUACUGCAUAUGCAAAAAACAAACUGAAUGGCAAAUGGUAUUACUUCGAUGAUAGUAAUGUAUCCCUGGCCUCUGAGGAUCAAAUCGUGACAAAAGCAGCAUAUGUAUUGUUUUACCAGCGUCGGGAUGAUGAAUUUUAUAAGGCACCCUCACUCCCAGGUUUCCCUGGCCCCUCUGAUGCAGGAAAGAAAGGAAGGCGCUCCCAGGAGGGGCUGGAGGAGGAUGAUAUGUAUAGCAUGGAUACCAACUGAAACUGCCUGAAGUCAGCCACUAGCUUAAAGAAUAUCAUUUGACACAUCUGGAACAUCUCUUGCACUCUAAAAGCUGCCAGAUGUACAGACUGCCAUCCAUAAAGGAAAUUCCUUUUUUAUGGAACGGAAGAGAAAAAAAAGACCCUGUUUGCUCAUGAAGGGUUAUGUUGAGAGGCUGAAUUAUUAUUUUUAAAUACAAGUUGUGGGAAAGUUCUGUAAACACCUGUGAUGCCACAGAGCUGGGGUCAACAGGGUAAGGGCUGCAAGGCUGGAGGAGCCACAUGUGAUUGGGGAAGUGGGUUGGGGGGGGUGAAAAGAUGAUAUUGAGUGCCGCUGGGGGGAGGGAGUGAGGGAGAGAAUAUUUCUCCAGGAAAAUCUUCCAAGUAGCUCUUUUUGGUGCACCCAAAUGGUUGUUGGCAGUAGUGAGCCCUCUGUAUUGACUGGAAUAGAUUCUACUCCAGAGUUCUCAGAGCUCCACUUUCCCAUUUCUCUUUGCCAGCUGCCACUGUAGCCUCUCCCACAAGAAAUGCACCCAAAAGUGAAAUUGGGUGCUUUUUUGAUCUGCCAUUCUUGUACCUUGACACAGAUUUACUUGAAAAAUUCCUCCUCUUCCCCUUGAGUUCUGAUAUCGGAUCCCUCUUAUAUUUCCAGAAUGAAAUGACUUGAAUGCAUCUGCUUUCUCAAUAAGUGUAGAUUUUAAAUGUAUUUGAAUCUCCUGUCAUCUCCCCUAGUGUGGGAUAUCUUUAGAUGCUAAUGACUACUGUAUUCAGUGAAUUGAAAUAUUUUGAUUCUAUAUUCAGCUGGAUUUUUUAUUAGCUAUAGCUAAAAAACAAUCUCCCCAUCUUUAAGGCUGCCAAGGACUUAGUUUUCUUAGUCUUUCCCCGGAAACAUUAAUUUUGGUACUGUUUCUUCCUUGCUCACCCUGAGGGCCUGCAACUAAGAAUUUCUUGUCAUUUGCAUCAACACUGAAAAGGAACCAUUUGGUAAAAGGAAAGUUAGUUCUUGCCAACCCACUUUCCAUUCUGGUUAUGCAGCUGGAGGGGAUAGGAAACAAAUUUAUUUCACUACUUCCCUUUCUGAUACACUCUUCUUGGAGAGGAGGAGAGGGUUUCUCCUCUGAUAAACCGCAGAUCACCUUUUACUCUCAACAUUUGUCUUGUUUGGGGCACCCUUUUCCUUCUUUUCUGGUCUUUCCCUGAUGUCUGAAUUUCAGGCCUGCCAUUUGGUGUCGAUCAGUAUUCUGAUUUUCAUUGGCUUCACCUGGCUUCCUCUACUUGCAGAGGCUUCCAGAAAGCACCUGGACUGGACACCAUUUUAUUUCUGCCUCUUGAUGGCAAAGUCACCAUUUAAUUUAUAGAACACAGACUCUUGUUUCCAUGUUUUUAAAAUGCAUAUGCCAAAGGUCUUUUCUUUUACUAACAAAAACCUGUCAGCAUUCUUUAAAUUAGCUUCUAAUCCAGUGUGCUCUCUAGUCCACAAACUCACUUUCUUCUCCCAAUGCCACUGCCUUUCUCUUGUGCCUAGGACUGCCUAUCUUGGCUUCUGUCUACUGACAUCACUAGUUCUGUCCCUGGCUCUCUUUUCCCCAAAUAGGCCCGAUCAGGAGCUGGUCCCUUGCAUGCAAACUAUAUAAAGAACCAAUGGCAAGCGAAUGAAUUUGGUUUUCUGCUGUUGUAGAGGAAGAGGAACGUGGACCAACCCUGAUCCUAGUUGGUAGAUGACUAGGGCCUGCUCUCUUACCUCUGCGCUUAAUCCAAGAGGCUGCCCAACCCGUGGUACUUUGCCACUUCCCACCUGAUGAAUGGACGCUGGCCGUUCCCGGCCAGGUGUGCUUGGCUCCAACCCUUCACUCACUAUUUCAAAGCACUGACAUUGUAGUUUGUUUAGCUCACGAUUGCUUUUGGUGUAUUGCUUUGUAGACCAUCCCACGUGUUCAGGGCCGGGCAGACCCGGCCUGGGCCCCCUGACCCUGCCCCUGCCCUCCCACCUGCCUACCCCGCAGCCUCGGCCAGGUCCAGAACAAAACAUGCCUCUGCCGAGCCUGGGCCAUUUGGUUGUAAGGGAAAUGCCCCUUUGCCUGUUUUCUUCCUUUGAGAUCGGCCGCGUGACCGAGCCGCGGUGGUGAAACAACGCGAUUGCCCCUCAGGGCCCUGAAUCCUAAGGGGACAUAAUGUAGCCUAGGGGAGCGGCCGGAGCCCUUCCCUUCCUGCCUCGGCUGAGCCGGGGUCUCUGGCAGCUCGAGACCCCUUGAGGACCAUGCUGCCCGCCUGCAACACCGGGUUUUUAUGCUAGAAAGAAUAAAAGCGAAUGGUUUGCACUAA
Messenger RNA from Dromiciops gliroides (monito del monte), 5278 nucleotides. RefSeq names its product ubiquitin specific peptidase 4 (gene USP4). Lineage: Eukaryota; Metazoa; Chordata; Mammalia; Microbiotheria; Microbiotheriidae. The transcript has 22 exons. Gene Ontology annotation, molecular function: cysteine-type deubiquitinase activity. Gene Ontology annotation, biological process: protein deubiquitination. Bases 27 to 2957 code for a protein of 976 amino acids. The record is from RefSeq and is a predicted model, not a curated record.